UUAGACUGGCUGCUUACCUUGCCUACUGUAGCCUACAUUCAUAUUUUUAAAAUGAGCCAAAGUGUCUUGAAACUAAAUUGUGGCAAACAUCAUUGGAUUAGUUAAUAAUCGCAUUGUUAUCAGAAUUCAACUUAUGACUGUUUUUAAAUAUACAGUUGCGGUAAAUUAUCGUUAUGAUUUUGCCUCGUGAAACCAGUUCUCACGCGCUAUCCAUUCCUCAACCGCAUCGCGCAUGAAUUUGGGGUUAUUUAUAAUACUUUGAAGUUGAGGGUUAUGUAGCUAUAUAGCCGUGCUGAUAUUCUAGUUUUGUUCAAUUUUAUAAUUGUUGUCUUCAAAGGUUAUUUUGCCGACUGUCAACUUCAGCCAUUUCUAGCCUAUAAAAUGAACUGGGUUGGAGGUUCAAGGAACCGCUUUAUGAUGAGAAACGACCUGAAGAAGCAAAGGGAGUACUUUGAAAAGAAGAAGAUGCAGAGGAAAACGAAAAUACCCCUUCCGAGCUCCCCGAAGGACACUGGCUCUGGCAGUGUAGACCUGGUGACAUUAUUCAUUGUCAACCAGAUAGCUGCCAAGAAAGAAAACUGUGAACUACCUAAAAUAACUCACCUCAACGAUAACAGAGGAUGUGUUGGGUUGAUAAAAGGUGAACCUUUGGAGCUACCCAUGAGUCCCUGUUCUUCUUCUCGUCUCAGUCUUGUAGAGAGUCAGCCACAGUACAGUUUCAAUGGAAUUAGAAAAAGAAAGCAUUGCUUCCCUGAGGGUUUCAAGUGCCAACAGCUAUCUCCAGUGCUUGAGUCCAACCUGUCAGACAACAGUGCAUCAGAUUACCAGCUGGCCCACAUAGCUGACACACUGAGCCCCUUCUCCUCCUCAUCCUCCGCCUCUUCUUCAGGCCUGUUCCCCCUCCAGCUGAAAGGCCAGACCCAGCUGUUCCCCCUCCAGCUGAGAGGCCAGACCCAGCCGCAGCGCUCCCCUCGUCCCUGGGGCGCCACCUCCAAAAAAGCCCAGGUACUGAGCUCCUCUCACGGUGAAUGCCGAUGCAGUGUUUAUCUUGAUGUAACGCUCUGCUCUGCCCUUCAGUUCAGACCUUACUCCCACCCUAGUGGGAUGAGAGAGAGCCCUCCAGGGGGCGCUGUACCAGCGGGACCUCCACGGUAUCAUCAGACACCCUCGCUGUCCACAGUCCUGUUUGGAAGCACAGGGUCAGACAGCACAGAGACCAGAAACAAGGAUAUUCACACUUUGGGCUUCUCUCUCAAGCAGCCUGACUCUGAGGAGCUGCUCACAGAAGAGGAACUCUUCAGAGGGUUCAGCAAUGAGUUUAGGAGUGACGCUUAUUUUGGGAAGGGGAAUUCAAAAAUAUCUCUGAAAGCAGACUCACAAAACUCUUCUUCGAAACCACCGGAUGUGAAGCAACCACACAGCAUACAUCCUAUACCAGACUCUCUCACCCAGCUUUCCGACUGUGCUGACGUCACUUCCUCAUGUCUGGAACAGAACCAUGCUUCAGUGGAUUGCGGUGGAUCUUCUCCUAGUUACUCUCCUAGAGGAGGUUACUUUAGCUCAGAGUCUGAUGAUGAAAACGAUUGCCACCAGUGUGUACAGGAACGACCUCAUUCACUCCCAGCUCAGCUUCGCCCUGAUGGGACCCUGGGCGCUAGCGAGGCCUCUCCAUGGAGUCCACCCCCAGCCCCCUGUGAGCGCAGCCCAGGCUCCAGGAGCAGCUACGACCUGGGAGCGGGGACGAGCCCUGGUCUCUCCGAGAGGCUUUGUAACUGUGCAAGUUCAAACUGUAGCCUGACAGACAGGGGUGGGCGUUAUCGAGCACAAAGCUUGAUAACGGCCAGACACAAGAUUGUCGCCACCCAAACGCGAGACAUGGGGACUCAGACUGUUUUGCCUGAAACCUGCCAAACAACAGAAGCCUCCACUCAGUGUAGCUUUGCACCUGAGCGCAAUACAAACAAUCAUUGUCAAUGUUGCACUCUUGGCAAUGAUUCAAAGCAGUUGUGUGUGGCUGCUGGUGGUGUAGUACCGACUCAAGUCCACAGGGGGCAGGCAAGUCCCAGAGAUGGAGGUCUGAGACACGGAGCACGGCCAGACUGGAUCAGAGUGAGGCGAGAAGAACAAGAGCACACACCCUGGAGGAGAGUAACAACAGGAGAGGACAGGACUGGGCACCUGUCAAUCAACUCUGUCCAUAAGCCCCUCCACCUCCUCACUGAGAGCAGAGUGAGCAUGCAGAGUCCGGCCACUCCCAUCCUGGGAGAUGUGCUGAGCACCAACGUGACAGAAUCAGAUAAGCAGAUGGAUCAAAGAGUAGACAGGGUAAAAGGAGAGGUACUCGACCCUGUAGGAAGAGAGGGGGAAGCUCUCAUCACAAACCUGGCUGAGAAGCAACAGAAGGUCACGUCCGAGGAUGGAGUUACCAGGCUGUCAGAAGAGGACCAGACUCUCCACGAAAUAUCAGAUGUUCUGCUUAUGUUGAAGGAGAGAAAGAAGAGCGAGGGCAGUGCAUGAAAACAGAGAAGUCUGGAAAUGUGCUGGCGAAAAUGAAGAAAGAGGGAGAGAGAAAGGGAGUACAUGUUUAAGGCUUAUUUAGUUCAUGUUGACAGAUCAGCCAUGCUGGUCUACAUACUUUAAUUGAGGGUGCAGUUUGCUCAGCUGCCGCUCUCUAAGCCUGAGGGACUUUCAUCAACACAAAGCGAGACGUUGCAAGAUUAGUCGUUUAUUUCUUUCGCAAGAUACAUAUUCAAGUGUUCCAAUUUCAUGAAUAUUUAGUUGUAUGUAAUAUAAAUUCUAGCAAAACAUUUACAGCAACAAUAAUUAAAUGUACUAUACAGCACUAAUAAAUAUAUUUUUUUCUCCA
This is a messenger RNA of Hypomesus transpacificus, 2866 nucleotides long. RefSeq lists its product as uncharacterized. Lineage: Eukaryota; Metazoa; Chordata; Actinopteri; Osmeriformes; Osmeridae. The transcript is spliced from 13 exons. The record is from RefSeq and is a predicted model, not a curated record. The coding region runs from base 382 to 2517 and encodes 711 amino acids.